AUGUCGCCGUCCUCAGCGGCCCCGUCGCCGCCCUGCCGGCCCCGUCGCCGCCCUAGCGGCCCGGUAGCCGCUCUCAGCGGCCCCGUCGCCGCCCCUUCAUGGCCCCGUCACCGUCUCUACCAGCCCUUUCAACGCCGCCAGCAGCCCAGCAGCCGAGGCGCCAGCCAGCCGAGCCGCCGAGCCACCCAGCAGCCGAGGCGCCAGCCAGCCGAGCCUCCGAGCCGCCCAGCAGCCGAGCCGCCGAGCCGCCCUGCAGCCACGCCACCGAGCCACCAAGCAGCUGAGCUGCCGAGCCGCCCAGCAGCCGAGCCACCGAGCAGCCGAGCUGCCGAGCCGCCGAUCCCCCCAACCGCCGAGCCGCCCUUCCUUCCGGCGUGCCCCGACCCUACUUCCUUGGACUGUGCGAUAGGGCGGACGGACGAUCUCACCUCUGGUGUCUCUCAUGCCCCGCCUGCUACUGCUGACAGCACUGUUCGCUCACGCUGGGCCACGCGCGAUGCUGCUGCACAUCCUGCUGUGCGUCGCCACUUACCGACCACUGAGCGUGCGCCCUUUAGCCAGUACAAGCGUGCUACGACCUUGUUCGACGCUGUGGUUGCACGCUACUCCUCCCCUGCCACUGCUGCGCUUAGCCGCCUCAUGCUGCCGUACCUGUUCCCUGACCUUGCUGCCUUUCCCACAGUCGCUGACCUCAUUACCCACCUUUGCACUAGUGACACUCGCUACCGCGCUGCGCUUCCUGCUGAGGACCACUUCCUCUCAGUUUGCCCCACCACACUCACCGUUGACCUCCUCGAGGAGCGCCUCCUAGUAGCAGAGAAGAGCAUAGUCGCUGUAAGAGCCUCUCGUGGUGACCCUCGCACCCCCGUCUUUGAGGGGUGUUCUCCCUCCCCCCUCUUGCCCUCUGUUGCUUCUGCUGCUGCGGCCGACCUCGCUGGUUUCGAGUCGGUCGGCGCUGCGUCUGUUCCUAGCGGGAAGCGCCGCACUGGCAAGGGCAAGGGGGGCAAGGGCGCUGGGGGGGCCAAUGGGGGUGGUGGAGGUGGUGGUGGAGGCAGUGGAGGGGGUGGGGAUGGUGGUGGGAGUGGUUGCGGGGGUGGAGGUGUCGGUGGCAGCAGUGGAGGCGGAGGAGGCGGCGGGGGUGGCUGCGGAGAUAACUGCUGCAAUGGGAGCUAG
Molecule: messenger RNA, 1173 nt
Organism: Closterium sp. NIES-65
Lineage: Eukaryota; Viridiplantae; Streptophyta; Zygnematophyceae; Desmidiales; Closteriaceae
Source: the annotation of a GenBank genome assembly